This is a messenger RNA of Dinoponera quadriceps, 3008 nucleotides long. RefSeq names its product tyrosine-protein phosphatase non-receptor type 5-like. Lineage: Eukaryota; Metazoa; Arthropoda; Insecta; Hymenoptera; Formicidae. The transcript has 9 exons. The coding region runs from base 665 to 2434 and encodes 589 amino acids. Gene Ontology annotation, biological process: protein dephosphorylation. Gene Ontology annotation, molecular function: protein tyrosine phosphatase activity. The record is from RefSeq and is a predicted model, not a curated record.
AAGUCAGUCGGCGGAGCGGAGGCUCUAACAUUCGUACGGGUUUUUCGUCGUUUCCCGACGCGUAGCCGAAUAUCGCUCGCUUUCGUGCUCGAAUUUAUUCUUCCUUUCUCGCGCAACGAAUCGUAGAUACGCGAAGUGAUCGGCUGUUUAAUUGAUUCUCUUAGAUCUCCCUUAUUUCCGAGAUUAAUCCAGAGUGUUUCGCCGAGCAGGUGGACAUAUUUGAACACGCGUUCCGUUCAAUCGAAAGACGUACGCGACGUGGCGAUUUAUUCGCGUUAAUGUUAAAAACGCGGCACUUGGAGAGUCGAACAUUCAAGUUCCGGCUGGCUGCUUAUUGAUUUUUUAGCCGCUGCAACAAUGAUCGCCGUUUGCCAUUGUCGUGCUGUAGUCAUCGGUAAAUAAUGUGCAAGACGAGUUCGUUGCUGAGAAAAAGGGGAAAAACAAAUCGAAUCGCCGGGGGAACGUUGAAUCGAGGAUUGUGCAAGUCCGUAACGACGCGGCGUUCGUAAUUUCAUCACGAAGGCACCGCCGAGUCGCACCGAAAGGAAGGACGCGAAGAUAAAACAAUAUUACUCGACUUGGCGGCACGAAUGUGUACGUUCCAAUAAACAAGAGCGGCGAACACGGACAUCCGGUCUCAUGAAUCACCGGUAUAUUCUCGAGGAUGGGGAGGGAGGAUAAUCGAAAGCAACGGGACUACGAAUUCGAUGAGGAGCUGGCGAGUUUCGGACCACCGGAUAGUAUCGAAAAUUUCUCGAAUCGAGUGCGCACGACCAUGAACCGGUGCGAAGACGCUAUUUCACACGAUGGUACGAGCGUUUCCUUAACUUAUCAAUAUGUGGAUGAUGCGAAUUACUACCAUACAACCAUCAACAAUGGCGAUAAUAUAAAUCCCUUGGAGAGAUUGUAUUCGAUAUCCAAACAGAAGUGGCAUAAGGACACAGUGGUACCAAACUCCUUAUUGCCAUCUACAAAAGGAAUGCCUGCGAGAUCUCAUCACAGGAUCCGGCAGUCCAUGACAGAUGAUGCUGGAAUGGAUCUGCAAGUGGCACAACUCAGUACUCAGACAGAUCAGGAAGUACAUUCCAGGACGACUCUAUCAUGGGUUGAUUGGCAAUUGCCACUCUUUAUAGCGCUCUGUGCCAUCGCUGGCACUAUUCUUUUUACAUUCCUGGUCCUGUUAUGGCUGCGGAAACAAAUGUCGCGUGAAAAAGAUACCGAGGAUGGCGAUCGGCAAGGUCUGGUAGAAGAACGUGCCACAUGUUGCCCGCCAGACAAGUUAACCAAAGACACGAAAGGACCCGUAGAGGCCGAAUGGGUACACGAAGCGGCCGCGAAGCCGGCCGCACCCGCGCACCCGAUACAACCGAUCCCUCAAGCUUCAUGUUUACCGGAGGUAAUAUCCGUGGCGACGUCGGAACGCAGACCGGAUCCAGUCCGCAUAAAACCAAAGAAAUUGAUAGAACGACGGGGCUCGAGCACAAGUUUGACUAUAGGACUGGCGCCAGCUCCCGAGAGCCCACCCCACAUGGUCACUCCGACGCGGGAGUGUACGGCGGAGGAAUUUUUAUUGAGCGCGGGAAACGUACUGUCGAGGGCGCAGCUGAAGAGGGUGGUCAACGAUCCGACGGUCUUGCAUAAAGAAUUCUGGGAGGUGCCGUUGAACCUGCCGGAAAAAGUGGACAUUUGCGGCUCGGGGGUGAAAAAUCGAUACUGCUCCGUCUUGCCGAAUCCGCAAUCGAGAGUGGUCUUGCCGAGCUCUUCAGACGAUCCUCUCGCCGGUUAUAUAAACGCCAACUACAUUCGAGGAUACGACGGCGAGGAUGCCAAGUACAUCGCGACACAGGGACCAUUAGCUCACACGAUAACAGACUUCUGGAGAAUGAUUUGGGCUGACAAAGUCCCGGCGAUCGUCAUGAUUACCAGACUGCACGAGGCGUCUAAAGCCAAAUGCGACGCGUAUUUUCCCUUUGACGUGAACGGUCGUAUACACGCGGGUCCCUUCACCGUCAUAGUCAACUAUAUCGAUACGAGGGACGGUUACACUGUCAGAACCAUGGAGAUCAGGCACGAAGGAGAAAGGCGACAUUUGCAGCAUUACUGGUAUGACUCAUGGCCGGACCAUGCCGUACCCCAAGCUGCAGAUGCGCUCGUUGGUAUGGCGGCGGAAGUAAACUCUUUAUCAGGGACAAUCGUCGUCCACUGCAGCGCAGGCAUCGGACGUACCGGCUGUUUCAUAGCGUUAGCGACAGGAAUGACUCAACUUGUAAGAGAUGGGAAUGUCAACGUUUUAGGUAUCCUAUGUCAAAUGAGAUAUGACAGAGGAGGCAUGGUGCAAACAGCUGAACAAUAUGAAUUUGUUCAUAGAGCACUUUAUCUUUUCGAGCAGACGUUAGAUAGCAAACCGUCAAUGACUUCGGCGAGCAGCAACUGAACGGAUCUUCUAGGAAGCGUUUCUCUUUUUCUUCCUCCCCCACAAGAGAACUCACUGUCGCACGUGAGAAUCACUUUCGUCCAGGUGUGCAUACGUGUCUGCCGCGCAAGAGUGUUUAACUUUUUAUGAAUCUCAACGUCAGCUUGUGAACCGGCGGUCUCGUUAUCUCUCUAAUAUUCGGACGAGUUAAGACUCGUUUAAUAAGCUGCCAUUUACUACUGCCAUGACAAAACGUUGACAAUUAAUAUCGCUCGCAAAGCUCAAAAGGAGAACGAGAGGAUUCACCGUUGGAGCGCAAUUUUCUAAGCAGGUGCUUUUUAAAAACUGUACUUCAGUAAUAGUUUAACAAAGGAAUUGCUUUCGUUUAUAGUGACGCGCGAUAUGAAUCGUACGAUACGUACGCUCGACUUGAGAGAGAAAGAGAGAGAAGGAGAGAGAGAGAGAGAGAGAGAGAGAGACGGGAGAUUAUUUUAUAAGUUACAAAAUUAAAAAAUAAUCCCCUCGGACGCGGCGAUAACGUACUCGCGAUUGCGUAUCGUGAAAUUUCUACUUAAAAAAAAAAAAAGGAAAAAGG